Molecule: messenger RNA, 1723 nt
Organism: Cyprinodon variegatus (sheepshead minnow)
Lineage: Eukaryota; Metazoa; Chordata; Actinopteri; Cyprinodontiformes; Cyprinodontidae
Product: dehydrogenase/reductase SDR family member 13-like
Exons: 5
Coding region: 87-1055 (322 amino acids)
Source: RefSeq, a predicted model, not a curated record
GAGCUGUCAUUAAAAAACAGGGAAGAAGAAGAGGCAGGACAGUACAUUUGAGAAAAGGAGACGAUUAGAAACUUAAAAGUGGAAAAAUGAGUCUUUUCCUUUACUUGGCAUCUGUAGUCGUUUGUGUGUAUGUUCUGCUUUUCUACGGUGUGCUUAAAGGGGCGAGGUGCUUAAGCUCCGUUUGCCUGAAGGGGAAAACUGUCAUUGUAACAGGGAGCAACACUGGCAUUGGCAAAAGUACAGCCUUGGAAAUAGCAAAAAGAGGAGCGAGAGUGAUACUGGCCUGUCGCAACAAAGAGAAGGGUGAGACUGCAGCUUUCGACAUCCGCGCGGAGAGCGGGAAUAACCAGGUGCUGUUCAUGGAGCUGGAUCUGGCAAGUUUGAAAUCUGUUCGCCGUUUUGCUGAAACCUUUCUAAACACUGAACCCAGGCUGGACAUUCUCAUUAACAAUGCAGGUGUAAUCGGUCCUGGAUAUACUGAAGAUGGUUUUGACCUGGCCUUUGGGGUAAACCACUUGGGCCACUUCCUCCUGACCAACCUUCUCCUGGAGCGACUUAGGCAGUGUUACCCCAGUCGAGUGAUCACUGUGUCUGCACACCUACACCGCUUUGGGAACAUAGACUUCCAUCUGCUGGCUUCACAAAAAGAAGCAGUGUCCAACCAGUCCACCUGGCACAACUUUCAGGCUUACUGUAACAGCAAACUCUGUAAUGUGCUCUUUACCAGGCAGUUGGCUAACCAACUGGAAGGCACUGAUGUCACCUGUUAUGCCCUGCACCCAGGAGUAAUCUACACAGAACUAUGCCGUAAUAUGAGCCAGUGGUUGCAGCUCCUCAUGAUGCCCUUAGCAAAGCUCUUCUUCUUGGACCCAAAGGGAGGGUCUCAGACCACCCUCUACUGCGCUCUCCAGGAGGGCAUUGAACCUCUCAGUGGGAGUUACUUUUCAAACUGUUCACUGUACAAAGUUGGAGCAAAGGGGGUAAAUGAUGGUGUCGCAAAGAAGCUAUGGGAAGUAAGUGAAAGGUUAACGGGCAUAGGUCAAAUAAACCAAUAGUUUCAACCAAAGCGCCAAAGCCAUACAGCCUUUAAGUGUUCUUAUGAAGUCCAUUGUGUGUCUGAAGUGUCCUUAUAUUUUUAAUGCUUUAAUAAUAUAGAGGAUCCUUCUAAAAGUUUUCUGUAUGUCUGUCACCUGAUAUCAUGUAUAAUGUCUGCUGAGUUUGUUGUUGAACAAAGAUUUGAAGAGAUCCACUGAUGGCUGCUUGAAAAACAACAUUUUCUGAAUAUAAAAUGUAUUUUGCUUUUAAUGAUCUUAUGUAUUGAUUCCAGGUUUGAUUAUUAAACUCAUUAUCAGCAUCCGUUCUCCUUGGUGGUUUUAGCUUACAUUAAAGUAACAUUUUAGAUAGAGCUACUAUUUCUGAAACCCAAUUCUGAUUAGAAUGUUAAAAAAUUGCUGAAGAAUAAAUGUAACCUCAUAUUUUGUAUUUUAUGUCUAUAUAAAUCAAAACAAUUGUAAAAUGAGAGUGAUGUACAUGUGGAAAAAAGUGGCACUAAUGUUUUUCUUUCAUUUAGAAUUCUUUCUCAUAAGAUGUUUGAUGUAUGAAUAGUUUAUAGUGUUUUUUACAUACAGUAUUGCAGAGUAAAUAGGUUGUUUGAUAAAGUCUCUCCAACCGAAUCUGAUCUGAUUUAGUAAAAAAUAAUUAUCUCCAUACAGGCUUGCGGCAA